Molecule: messenger RNA, 1223 nt
Organism: Carcharodon carcharias (great white shark)
Lineage: Eukaryota; Metazoa; Chordata; Chondrichthyes; Lamniformes; Lamnidae
Gene: rsph1
Product: radial spoke head component 1
Exons: 8
Coding region: 165-1223 (352 amino acids)
Biological process (GO): spermatid development; axoneme assembly
Cellular component (GO): motile cilium; nucleus
Source: RefSeq, a predicted model, not a curated record
UGUACAAUACAGUAGGAAGGAUAGACACUGAAUAAGCACAGAAAGUGAUAAAUAAAGACUUGCUUACAGUGUGAGAAGGGAGUGAGUGAGCAGGGAGAGAGAGGGACUGGAGCCAGAGUGCAGAGAGUGCAAGCUAGCUGACCUGAGGAUCUGCAGCCAGUAGGAUGUCAGUGACGGAAUCAGAGGAGUUUGAAGAGGAGCAGGGCCCUUUUUUAGGGGAAUAUGAAGGUGAACGGAAUGCGGAAAAUGAGAGACACGGUCAGGGGAAAGCCACACUGCCAAACGGUGACACAUAUGAAGGAGCCUAUGAGUAUGGCAAGCGGAAUGGAAUGGGAACAUACAGGUUUAAGAAUGGAGCACGUUAUGUAGGGGAGUAUAUGCAGAACAAGAAACACGGCAAUGGAACCUUCUAUUAUCCAGAUGGAUCUAGAUAUGAAGGAAACUGGGCACAUGAUCAGCGCCACGGAGACGGGACUUACUAUUAUCCGAAUGGUGAUACAUACAGUGGAGAAUGGCUCGCUCAUCAAAGGCAUGGCCAGGGAACCUACAUAUACGCCCUGACAGGUUCCAAAUAUGUGGGAACCUGGGUUCAUGGAAAGCAGGUCGAGGCUGGAGAGCUCAUUCACCUGAACCAUCGCUAUCAGGGCAAUUUCCUCAAUAACAAUCCUACAGGUCGAGGGAAAUACAUCUUUGACUUUGGCUGUGAGCAGCACGGUGAAUAUCUUCAGAUAGAACAGGACAAGGCUGAAGAAGAGAUGACAGAGGAAGAAGCCAUAACUGUAACCGUCCUGAAGUGGAAGCCAGAAAAGCUGUGUGGAUUGACACUGUAUUCUCCAACAUUCAAGGCAAAUGUAAAGACCGACCCAGCUGAUAUUGAUGAGCAGGUUGCUGAUAAUACAGAGGCCACUGAUGCCUCUGAAACUGACGCCCCUGUGACUGACGCCCCUGAUUCAGAUGCUGCUGAGACAGAUGCCCCUGAGACAGAUGCUCCUGAGACAGGUGCACCUGAGACAGGUGCUCCUGUGACCGAUGCUCCUGCAGCAGACGCCGCUGAGACAGAUGCUCCUGCAGCAGACGCCGCUGAGACAGAUGUUCCUGCAGCAGACGCCACUGAGACAGAUGCUUUUGAUACGGGUGCUCCUGGUAUAGAUGAUCCUGGUACAGAGACCCUUCUCAGUACAGCAGAAGAUGCUGAGGCUGAGAAAGAGGUGAUCGCAGAGUGA